AUGAGAGAAGAACAAAUUGUUGCAAUCAUUUUGACUGUUACAUUUGUUCUUGGAGCAAUUCAAGAAGUGAAAUCUCAUAAAGACCAACCUUUAUCAGGAAUUGCUAUCCAUAAAACAACAUUCCAUCUCAGUGAUAAAGCUUAUGUCAAAGCCUCUCCCACAGUUCUUGGAUCUAAUGGUCAACAUAGCGAAUUCGUGUUGGUCGAAUAUAGUUCUCCGAAACCAUCAGAUGAUGAUUGGAUUGGAGUGUUUUCUCCUGCAGAUUUCAAUGCUUCUACUUGUCCAGGAGAUAACAAAAUGGCGAGUCCACCUCUACUGUGUUCUGCUCCUAUCAAGUUUCAAUAUGCAAACUUUAGCAAUCCAAGAUACAACAGUACCGGAACCGGUUCCUUGAAGCUUCAGCUGAUCAACCAGAGAUCAGACUUCUCUUUCGCGCUCUUUUCAGGCGGUUUGUUGAAUCCAAAGCUUGUGGCAGUCUCAAACAAAGUAGCCUUUGAGAACCCAAACGCACCAGUUUACCCUAGACUAGCGCUAGGGAAAGAAUGGGAUGAAAUGACAGUGACAUGGACCAGUGGUUAUGGACUUGACUCAGCAGAGCCUGUAGUCGAAUGGGGUAUUAAAGGAGGAGAGCAUAAACUCUCACCUGCUGGGACACUAACAUUUGGACAAAACAGCAUGUGUGGUGCUCCUGCAAGAACGGUGGGAUGGCGUGAUCCUGGAUACAUACACACAGCUUUCCUCAAAGAGCUAUGGCCUAACUCCAAGUAUACAUACAGAGUUGGUCAUAGAUUGGCCAAUGGUGCAUUCAUCUGGAAUAAAGAGUAUGAAUUCAAAUCUUCUCCAUUUCCGGGCCAAAGCUCUCUCCAACAUGUUGUAAUCUUUGGAGAUAUGGGAAAGGCUGAGGUUGAUGGCUCAAACGAGUAUAACGAUUUCCAACGUGCUUCACUCAACACCACAAAGCAGCUUAUUAGAGAUCUAAAGAAGACAGAUUUAGUUUUCCACAUUGGAGAUAUCUGUUAUGCAAAUGGAUACCUUUCACAGUGGGACCAAUUCACAGCUCAGAUUGAGCCAAUUGCUUCCACUGUUCCAUACAUGAUUGCAAGUGGAAACCAUGAGCGUGACUGGCCCAACUCCGGAUCUUUCUAUCAAGGUCUAGACUCUGGAGGAGAGUGUGGUGUACCAGCAGAGACAAUGUUCUACGUUCCUGCUCAAAACAGAGCUAAGUUCUGGUACUUGAGUGACUAUGGAAUGUUUAGGUUCUGUGUGGCUGACACAGAACAUGACUGGAGAGAAGGAACAGAGCAGUAUAACUUCAUUGAGCAAUGCUUAGCAUCUGUCGACAGAAAAACACAGCCUUGGCUUAUAUUCUUAGCUCAUCGCGUGCUCGGUUAUUCCUCCACAUCGUUCUACGCGGAAGAAGGCUCUUUCGGUGAACCAAUGGGAAGAAAUAGUCUUCAGAAGCUAUGGCAGAAGUACAAAGUCGACAUUGCAAUCUAUGGGCACGCACAUAACUACGAGAGAACAUGCCCUGUUUACCAGAGUGUAUGCAUGAAUCAUGAGAAGAGCAACUACAAGGGUCCAUUGAAUGGGACGAUCCACAUUGUUGCUGGAGGUGGAGGAGCUGGUCUUGCUGAAUUCUCUGAGCUACAACCGAAUUGGAGUCUGGUCAGAGAUUAUGACUACGGAUUCUUGAAACUUACUGCUUUGGAUCACUCUAAUCUUCUCUUUGAGUACAAGAAGAGCAGCGACGGACGAGUGCAUGACUCGUUCAAUAUAUCAAGAGACUACAGAGACGUUUUGGCUUGUGCUGUUGAUAGUUGCCCUGCAACAACACUUGCUUCAUAA
This is a messenger RNA of Microthlaspi erraticum, 1845 nucleotides long. Lineage: Eukaryota; Viridiplantae; Streptophyta; Magnoliopsida; Brassicales; Brassicaceae. The record is from the annotation of a GenBank genome assembly.